AUACAUAUAGUGUAGUAUAGUCGUGGGAUAACAACGAGGUUUAUGUUAGGUGUGCAAUACGCGUAAGUCUCUGCAUCAGUGUCACAUACUCCGAUUCUUUCGUUUCCUCGAUAUCGCAUAAACUUUAUUCUGCGACUCGGUCCAACGCACGAACCACGAUUUUCGCUUCCGGAUCACGGCGUAUCUACAAACUUGAACUCCCAACGGGACCUAACCUCUUUUCGGGACGCAUCGCAGUGAGGUCCGACAACGUUAUUGAUGCGCUCGAUCGAUUACGGUUCAUGGAUUCCAGACACGUCAGAGUAACGAAAUAAAUGGUUCCCAAGAAUGCAUGUUUUUUACGCAACAAACUGCGAAAUAGGAGUGUUUUAUCAUCUUUAAAAUGACUUUCAUGUAAUUCUUUAAGAAUCUUUUCUUGCGUAGUUAAACCAGCAACGUCUAUCAUUCGAAAGUAUUCGUAGAUUUCUCGAAAGAUACUAUUGCCAAAAUGAUGCUCGAAAUAAGUAUUCGAAAAAUGGAAGAAAGAAUAAAAGCGUGCAUAUCAUGUGUAGUAAUUCGACAUGGAAACGAGACAGAAUACUCGAGUAUUGUUGGAGAAUAUUCGGAGGUAAAAGCCAUUGUGAAGCUGAGCGACCAUCGACUCAGUGUGAUUGACGCUGGAUCGUGUGUACAAAGUGUCAGUGUGUAAAGUACCUUUUUGAGGUUAGGUCACCCGUGGACGAACCAUGUGCGGGCACUGGGCUGCAUACAUAGCGCGGACUUCAAAAAUGGUACUUCGAAAAGCACCAGGCCCAUCCCUAUCAGAACGCAAAGUACAGCAGUUCUAAGGGUGGCUACUCCUCAUCAACGACAUCAUCAGAUAGUCGUUACGAAGGACGUAUGCGGGAUUCCCCAAAUGGCAACUCUUACAGUCCAGCAGCAGGUUUGGGUUUGGGCAUGGGAACAGACAGAGAUAGCCCUCGGAACUACACAUCUAAGCCCCUUUACAAGAAGGAGAGAGAAAACAGAGACUAUAAGUUAUCCUCCUCUAGGGACAAGUAUUCUGAUUGUGCACGAUCCCCAAAAGACAAGAGAAGCCGUGAGAGCAGAGAUUCAGAACACAGGACCAACCACGAUAGGAGUAGUGGAGAAAUUUUACAUCCUAUAAAAUUAUCAUCAAAUUCAUCGAGAGAGUCUUCAUCUCAGAGGAAACCAUCGCAUAAUUCCUGUCAGGACAAACGCGGUGAUGAACGAGGAGGCGCAAUGGAACGUUCGGCCAGGUUUGGUGAUUGGUCAGAACAUAUGAGUUCUUCGGGCAAGAAGUAUUAUUACAACUGUAAAACAGAAGUUUCUCAGUGGGAAAAACCACGGGAAUGGAUUAGUCGAACAGAUAAUCGACAACGUCAGUCCAAUGAUUAUUCUUCUAGGUCAAGUCACGAUAAACAUUCCAACUCGCGGUCGAAUAGCAGUAGCAGUGUGCGAGAUGGUAAAUCAUCACGUCAGUCCGACAAACGUGAAUAUUGGAGUUCAUGCAGUGGAAGCGGCGGUGGUAGUAGUAGAGAAGAGGUUUCAGCUAGGGAAAGGGAAAAAGAAAAAGAACGGGAACGGGAACGAGAAAGAGAUCGGGAACCAUGUAGAGAAGAUGCGGGAGUGGAGCGCCAAGCUCAGGAUAUGGACAUUUCACCGGGUGAUUCUACACCGACCUCUGAACCUCUCACAUCUUGCACUCACGAUUCACUGCCGCAAGGUCCUGUUUUGUUGGCCACUGCAUUACCUCGAUUAACAUCACACCCACCAUCGACACCACAAACACCUGGAAAACUUAAUUCACCAACGCAACAACAAGGAAAUAGUAAUGCUCCGGGUCCACCUGUGUCGUUAGCAAAUCUCCCGAGACUAUUAUCUCAAAUCACAGGCAACAAAGAACAGCCUGAUAUUACACCACAAAAGGCAUUGCAAACAUUGCAAACGGCCGCCAUCCUCUUGUCUCGACAACAGUCAUCUAGCGGAGACCGGAAUAAUAGUGGAAAUGACGUAAUGGUCCCGCUAAAAGUUGACACAAGCGGCAACGUUACAAGCGAGGGACCACCUACUCCCACACAUUCGGAAACCCUGGACUGUAUUGAUGCUCGAAAAUUAACAAGCCCUGGGGGAACGAAUUCUGGAGUACAAGGUCUAAGCUCAUUGCAAAGUCUUAGUACAUUAGGUUCCCUUGGAAAUUUAAGUAAUACAGGUUUACAAGCAUUGUCUAGAGUACAGCCUCCUUUAACACCUUCUUUAACACCGUCACUUGCUAAUCACUAUCGGGAAGAUUUAACGCAACAUGUGCGUGCCUUUCCUGCUGAUAUUCUUGAGAAACAGGCACAGAAACUUAGCGAAGAAGCACACACAAUGGGAAGUUUGCAGUGUACGAGAGUUUCGGCAGAGUUAAAAACGGCGCGAUCGAUAGUGAGGUUGACAGAAAUUCAGGCAACGUUACAGGAACAAAGGAUAUUAUUUCUCCGUCAACAAAUUCAAACAUUGGAGGAACUAAAAUCCCAAAAUUCCUUCAUGUCUGAUGAUUCUUAGUGUAAGAAACUUUAUAAAGUAAUUAUAAUUACAAUCUAUACUGAAUUCAUGCAAAAAAUAAAACAUAAUUAUUAAUAUUCUCAUUAAUAUUGAAUAAUUAAGAUUGUACCUAAAUUAUAAUAUCAUGAUAGAAGUGAUAAAUAGUAAUGAAUGUGGGGCUGCCUAGAGAGGAUUGGCUGUUCCAUUUAUCAGCUAACGAGUCUUAUUACAAUUAAUUAGGAAACCUACCUCUCUGGGAAGCACAGGAGGCCUACCCAACACGCAGACACAACACUAAGUAAAUAGAAAAAUGAAUCUAUUCUAUCAGUUCAUUGCAAACUAUUGAAUUGUCCACAUCGUCUUGUAUUACCUAUGUUAUACGUGUCAAUGUUUCAUAUCCCAAGAUUAAGCGGCAUUUUAACUAGUUGAAACAUUUUUGUUGUAAAUCUCGGAAUAAAAUUCGUGCCAGAAGCUUUAAUUCAGUUCUUUACCGCCAUUAUCACACCUAAACUCCCGUAGGUUAUGUGAGCGAAAUUGUUUUUGCUUUCUAAUUAUAGGUGUUUUUUUCUAUUUAAAAUAUUUUCUUCUAAUGCAAUGUGUUAAAAAGGAA
Messenger RNA from Colletes gigas, 3136 nucleotides. It is a transcript of the gene wcy, whose product is annotated as WW domain-containing adapter protein with coiled-coil homolog. The record is from RefSeq and is a predicted model, not a curated record. Lineage: Eukaryota; Metazoa; Arthropoda; Insecta; Hymenoptera; Colletidae. The transcript has 12 exons. Gene Ontology annotation, cellular component: nucleus. Gene Ontology annotation, molecular function: chromatin binding; RNA polymerase II complex binding. Gene Ontology annotation, biological process: regulation of autophagy; positive regulation of TORC1 signaling. The coding region runs from base 880 to 2547 and encodes 555 amino acids.